AUGUUCAGUCCCCAGCGCGAUGCGAAGCGCCACUCACACGGCCACCAUCUUACGCCUCAGGACGCCAAUGCAGAGCGAACCCGCAGAAGGCGACACAAGGUCUAUCCAGGUGAUAAUGAGCAAACAUAUGGUUCUUCGAGUCGAGGGUAUCGUUCCGAUGAUGAACCAAGGCGCCGGCAUAGGCAUAACGGAGACAAAGAUCGAUAUCGCGCCAGCUCUUCGCAUCACCCAAAAGAUUACAACCGCCGCAAACAAGACUCCUCUAGUGAUACUGAAGAUGAUUUGCUAACCAAACCACACUCUGCGAAGUUGGCCUAUGGCGAUCAUCGUGAGCAUAACCGUGUGCAAAUCGAUGGGGCCGAACGAUCCAUGGGGCGAGAGUACGGCGAGCAUCGCUUUGAUGAUGCGCAAUUAAACAACGCAUCAUCAAUAAAACUCCCCGUUGGAGACCCUCGGCAUAUGAGGAACUUUCCUUCGCUACCACCAUCGCUACCCAAUGAAGCAUCAUUUGCACCGAGAUCAAAACACGAUGCCAAUCGUGUGGAUAUUCGAGAUGGGGUUACUGAUGAUAUUUCUUGGUCGCCAACGGACAUGCCACGCAGCAAUCGCGUAUCACUACCUGCGAGAGUACAAGACUUGGCGUCUACUUCGGAUGAGCGCAUUCGGCAAGAUGAACUUGACAGUCGGCCGUCUACAGCGGGUCAUAACGGGGCCUUCAGUGCAAAUACAAAACUCCCACGACUUUCUAUCUCUCAGUAUCCUGCUGCAUACUCACAGUUCCCAUCCAAUGUUGAAACCCCGGGCGACUCAACUUCAGGAGUUGGUGAAGAUGGGCAAAGACCUCGAUCGGCUGGAGCAGCUUCGAAUGCCUCCUCAAGAAUCAUGUCGUGGCCUCCAUCGUCACCUAGCUCGGGAGUACUGGGCCCAAAAACAUACCAGUAUCAGCCAUUACAACCCUCUGAAAUUCGACUAGUCAAGAUUCUGCCGGAGAGGAUGUGGAAGCUAAAAUGCGAAAUUGUCCAUGUAUCGCUUCAAAGCCAGCCGGAAUAUACCGCCAUCUCGUAUGCCUGGGGCGACGGGGUUGACACGAGACCACUCAUUCUAGAAGGAACUACAAUCCCUGUUGCAGUCAGUCUUCACGAUGCACUGAGGGCAGUACGUCGCAAGAAAGAAGACAUCUUCGUAUGGGUGGACGCGCUCUGCAUCGACCAGCAGAACAAAGACGAGAGAGCCACACAAGUUCGAUUGAUGGGUCAGAUCUACAUCGGCGCAGUAUCAGUGGCCAUCUGGAUAGGGCCGGAGUAUGAAGAGAGUGCACUAGCACUACAACUACUCCAGAGAGUGGCCGAAAACUCGAUCGAUUAUCAGUACAUAAAGUCUACUCGCAACCCAGACUCUAUGGCGCUUCUCAAUUUAUUCAAGAGAGACUAUUGGAAGCGACUUUGGGUCGUACAAGAGGUCCUUCUCGCAAACAACAAGAGGGUAUACUGUGGUUCCUCUGCGUUCGAUUGGGAAGUAUACCAAAAGGCAGCCGAAGUCUUUUGGGGCAGAGACAGCGAUCCACACAUCCGCCAAGGACCAUCAAGUUUUCCGGACCGCGACGCUCUGAAACAGCUUGGAGAUGAGUCACUAUUAGAGGUAAUGCGGGCAUGCAGGAAGAAGUUAAGCGAGGAUCCACGGGACAAAGUUUUCGGCAUUCUGGGUUUGCUUUCGGACGCUACACAACGCGAUUUCCCUGUCGACUAUAGCCAGUCCGUCAAGACGGUCUACACAGACGUUGUCGACCACCUCAUCUCGACUACUGAGAGGAUUGAUGUGAUUCGCGAAGCGAUACACUUCCCUCUGCACGUCAAUUCUACGGGCCUUCCAAGCUGGUGUCCUGAUUGGUCGCACAUUCCAGAGGUAUCUGGCCUGGGGCGCACUCUCAAUUUUGCAGCUUCGAGUAACGCAAAUGGCCCAACUAAGGCUCAGUAUUGGUUCCACGAUGAACGACGAAAACUCGAGAUCUCCGCGAUCAAGAUCGAUACAGUUACGGCAACAGGUGUCGCCGUAGGCACAUUCUGCGCUGCUCAAGACUAUCUAACAGCCUUUCUGCAAUGGCGCGCAAUGUUGCUGCAUGAACACAAUGUAGAAGAAGGCAAUGAGACCCACGCAAUGCACACCUCCUUCUGUAGGACGCUGAGCCUUGGACAGAUGCCGCCAGAAUGGAGCCAGUCAGGCAUGUGGCACAACCUCUGUUACCACGUCUUCGCCGCUCUAAUACGCGAAAGAAUGCCUCGCUUGCCGAUGGAUGAAGAUCUCAAGCGCCAUGUGGGUACGACAGGGCUCAUCGAGCCCAAGGCACGGCGCACUUUCCUGCAAGACCAUUUCGGCAACCGUAUGAUGGGACGUAGCCUGUGUAUCACAGCAGGUGGAUUGAUCGGUAUGGGAUCGGGCUACAUGACAGCGAAGGAUAUCGUCGUUGUGCCGUUCGGCUGCUCUACGCCUAUCUUACUUCGUCCGGAGGGCCGUCGCAACGAGUAUAGGUACGUGGGUGACGUCUAUAUCGACGGAUACAUGCACGGCGAAGCCCUGGCACAAAUCGAAGCAAGGGACCCGAGAAGAGUGGUUUCUAAGUACAUGCUCUGUUGA
This is a messenger RNA of Alternaria rosae, 2631 nucleotides long. RefSeq names its product heterokaryon incompatibility protein-domain-containing protein. Bases 1 to 2631 code for a protein of 876 amino acids. The transcript is spliced from 4 exons. NCBI's taxonomy places the organism in Eukaryota, Fungi, Ascomycota, Dothideomycetes, Pleosporales, Pleosporaceae. The record is from RefSeq and is a predicted model, not a curated record.